Messenger RNA from Phlebotomus argentipes, 729 nucleotides. It is a transcript of the gene RpL18, whose product is annotated as large ribosomal subunit protein eL18. Gene Ontology annotation, cellular component: cytosolic large ribosomal subunit; ribosome. Gene Ontology annotation, molecular function: structural constituent of ribosome; RNA binding. The coding region runs from base 100 to 666 and encodes 188 amino acids. The transcript has 3 exons. NCBI's taxonomy places the organism in Eukaryota, Metazoa, Arthropoda, Insecta, Diptera, Psychodidae. The record is from RefSeq and is a predicted model, not a curated record. Gene Ontology annotation, biological process: translation.
UUCGGGUUGUCAACUGGUAGUUCCGGUCGCCAUUGUCUCUCUUUUCCAAUCGGUGCAAGAAAACGUGGAUCGUUGAUUGUAUUUUUGUGAAAAUACAAGAUGGGUAUCGAUAUUUGUCAUAGAUAUGACAGAAAGAGUCGCCGCACGGAGCCUAAAUCCCAGGACGUUUACCUGAGGCUGCUCGUCAAGCUCUACAGAUUCCUGUACCGCCGAACUCACAAGAAGUUCAACAAGGUCGUGCUCCGUCGUCUGUUUAUGAGCAAAACCAAUCGCCCACCCAUCUCCCUGCAGCGCGUGGUGCGUUUCAUGAAUGAUCGCAAGAAGCCUGACAGCAUUGCCGUUGUGGUGGGCUCCGUGACCGACGACAAGCGUAUGCUGACCGUGCCGAAGCUGCGCCUGUGCGCUCUCCGCGUCACUGCCGGAGCUCGCGCCAGGAUUCUGGCCAAGGGUGGCGAGGUUCUCACGUUCGAUCAGCUGGCCCUUAUGGCGCCCACGGGCAAGAACACGCUGCUGCUCCAGGGCAAGCGCACCGCUCGUACGGCCCACAAGCACUUCGGCAAGGCUCCUGGUGUGCCUCACUCCCACACCAGGCCAUACGUGCGUUCCAAGGGACGCAAGUUCGAGCGCGCUCGUGGACGCAGGCGCGGAUGCGGCUACAAGAAGUAAAGAACACAGCCUGAGGCUGAGAUGCUGCGGCCGGAGAUCGAAAUACAUUAUUUCCGGUUAUAA